This is a messenger RNA of Bombus impatiens (common eastern bumble bee), 3506 nucleotides long. RefSeq names its product protein nervous wreck. The coding region runs from base 170 to 3190 and encodes 1006 amino acids. The record is from RefSeq and is a predicted model, not a curated record. Gene Ontology annotation, molecular function: protein binding. Lineage: Eukaryota; Metazoa; Arthropoda; Insecta; Hymenoptera; Apidae. Gene Ontology annotation, cellular component: neuromuscular junction; recycling endosome. The transcript is spliced from 21 exons. Gene Ontology annotation, biological process: neuromuscular synaptic transmission; regulation of actin filament polymerization.
AGUCGAGGACAGGAGAUCAGUAGCGUACGAACACGCAAGCAGUGAGGGUGGUAGCGCGUGGUAAUAUUGUGUCGGGUGAGGCGUACGAAAACAACAAGCACCCCUCCCCGGCGGACGGUGUAAAACGGGCUGCCAGCGGUGAGGCUGCAGAGCAGGCCGCUCGUCCAGCAUGCAACCACCACCGAGAAAAGGAAAUUACACGAAAUUUCUUAAGAAUGUACACGCAGAGCAAGCGGCAAAAUUACAAGCGAAAAACCAGCAUGAAUGCGACCUUCUGGAAGAUAUACGCAACUUUACAAUAAAAAAGUCUGCGAUUGAAAAAUCAUACUCGGAGGCACUUCUUAAAAUAUCCUCAGCAUAUUUGAAUAAAAAGAUACCAAACAUUCCGGAUUUGAAAGUGGAAGGUGGUGAAGAAAAAUGGAAUAUGUGGAACGUUUGGCGAACAGUCUUAGAAGAAAACGAAAAAUUGGCUAAAGCGCGACUAGCUGCUGUAGAAGUUUUUCAACAACAAAUUGCUGACGAUGCAAAGAGUUUAAAGAUGCAUAAACUACAAAUCUCUAAGAAGGCAAUCGACCAAUUAAUGAUAGUACAAAAAGAGUUACAAUUGUGUGUACAAGAUGUAGACAAAACAAAGAAAUUGUACUUCGAUGAAGAGCAUAGUGCCCAUGAUGUACGCGAUAAAGCAAAAGAUAUCGAAGAGAAACUAAAGAAAAAGAAGGGAUCCUUCUUUCAAUCGAUAACGUCAUUGCAGAAAAAUAGUGCAAAGGUGAGCUCGAAACGCGAUGCUUUAGAAGAGAAAUCAACAGGAGCUCGAAAUGAUUAUUUACUUAGCCUCGCCGCUGCCAAUGCACAUCAAAAUAGAUAUUUUGUGGUCGACUUACAAAGCACUAUGCAAUAUUUAGAGCAAGAUGUUUACGAUAAAGUUGCGGAAUAUUUAACGCUAAUGGGUCGUACAGAACUUUUGACCUGCUUAGCUACGCAAAAUAGUUAUGGCAAAAUUCGUGAUCAAGCGCAACAACUCACCAGAGAGUACAAUAUACAGUGCUGCUGUUUGUAUUAUCCUGUUUUAAAGCAACAUAUACAAUAUGAAUUUGAAGCUUGUGACAACGAUCCGAUAGAGAGGAUAACGGCUGAUCAUUCUGCUGCAGCUACACUUGGAAAAGAAGCUCGACGCUGGUCGACGAGAAUAGCUCGUGAAAUAGGCAGCGCUCGAGAAAAUAGUAGAAAAUUACAAGUUCUUCUACAACUAAAAGAGUCUGGACAAAAGACUGAUCCAAACGAUCCACAAGGUCCAGAUUUAGAUACGAAAAUCGAUGAACUGAAACAUAUGAUACGACGUGCAGAGACAGCAAAGCUAAAGGCAGAAGCAAGAAUAGAAUGCCUUCGAAAUGGUGGAGUAAAUGUUGAUGAAUGGCUACAGGAAGCAGAAACUUUGAGUGUCCAAGAUAUGCCACGUUCAGCUAGCUCUCUUUCUGUUAGAACUGAUGCAUCGGGAACGGCGGAACAUCCGUCCUCAGAUUCAUUUUAUGAUAGCGAUGGCGAUGGUGGAAGCGACUUGACGACUGUCGAACGACCGGGCAGUGCACGAAAUGCUUCUCAACAAGAAGAAGAAACAACUAAGGAAAGGCAAAGACAUGAUAGUGAAGAAGUUGAUGCUUUACUUGAGCAAGAGAAGCAACGAAUAGAACAACUUACUGUUGGUUGGGACGAUCCGACAACUGUAGAUUGGGAUAACGAGGAAAAGGAAGAACAAACUGAGAUUCGUGAAACAUCUGAAAUGCCUCCUACGCAGCAAAUAUACAAGUGUACCGCGCUUUAUUCGUAUACGGCGCAAAACCCUGACGAAUUAUCGAUUGUCGAAAGUGAGCAACUGGAAGUAGUUGGUGAGGGUGAUGGUGAUGGUUGGCUCCGAGCACGAAACUAUCGUGGCGAAGAAGGAUUUGUUCCCCAGAAUUAUCUCGAUGUUGAAAGGGAUACAACAUCCGGUCUAACUUCCCAAGGACCAGGUCUAGUACAACAAAUAUCCUUCUCCUCGGUAGAUUACACAAUCGAUGAUCAUGAUGCAGUAGAUCCAGAUGCUAAUCUACAAGCUAAUUUACCAGCAUCAGAAACCAUUGUACAAAAUCAUAUAGGAGAAGUAGAACAAUAUUGUAUUGCCCUUUAUGACUACGAUGCCACAUGCGAUGAAGAACUUAGUUUCCUUGAAGGCGAUAUUUUAAAGGUUUUAAGAAAAGAACCACACGAUGUCGAUGAUGGAUGGUGGGAAGGAGAAUUACGUGGACAACGAGGAUUAUUCCCAUCUUUGAUCGUAGAACCUUGUGCUGCAGACGGUUCACCUUUGACUCCACAGGAAAAUAUAACACCGCCGAGCUCUGCACCACCAGUGUUUACACCACCCGAAGUUCCAGAAUUUUUAUUAGAAAAUGAAAUAACACAAAGUAUGAUGAAAGAAUCACAAGAUGGAAUCUCUAGUAAUGCAAACGUUGAACAACAGCAUCGACAAGAGGGUUUCAUAAUAAAUCUUUCAAAGGACCAAAAAAGUCAAUAUGGCUCGCAGUUUGAAGGCGAUAAAUCCGAAGGGCCUGAUAUAGUAGUUGUAGAAAUAUCGGAUGAAUCGGGAACAAAGGUAGAUGAUGAGAAAACAAAGCAGCUGAACAUUGACCAGUCUAAAGACGAUUUCGGACUUGGGGUUGCGCAAAUUGUAAUUACUGCGGCAACACCAAUGGAAGAAAUUGAACAUCCAUUCCCGGAAUUAGAAGAAACCGCUGAUGACACAGUGAAAUCGACGGAAAGUUCUGAUGGUGAUUUACCUUCAAGCACUACUACCGAAGUAAAUGAAAGUGACUGCAAAGAAGCUACUGUAAUAAUGGAUGAAAGAGAAGAACAAGAAAUUACAGAAACGACCGAAGAUAUUGAAGAGAAAUCAACAGUUGAUGACUUACCAACUGAUUCAGCACCAUUUCCGAUUAGUAGCAGCUCUGGUAGUGAAGGGGACUCAACAUCCGGGCCAAGUACAGCAGAUAAUUCUCAAUCUAUACCAUCUCGUGGUACCGUAAUUGAAGUACAAGAAACAGAAGAUAUUGAGAUCGUGCCAGAAAAAAUGGUAAUAGGAGGAAGGGCAAGUAUUCCAGACGAAUUACAACCUGACCAACUAGAGAAGCUACAAAAUCUGAAAGAAUCGAAUGCCUAGGAAUGACUAGACCUCGGAGAUCCUGAUUAUCCUGCCUUAUCAAAUAAACUGGCUCUUCCGAAAAAUCAUCAAAAUAAAUUCCAGUAUUUACUGAAAUUUUGGAAAUCUCCAGAGGUUAUUGCAAAGAAAGACUAAUGAAUAACGGGACAACUAAACGAUUUUUAUGUUGAUAUUAUGUACACAACUUUUUUGCUAGAUGAUACUCUAGUGAACUAUUUAAAGAAAGAUGUUGCGACUUUUGCAACCUAUUUACAAGACAUUAAUGUACAGUCAUAAGGUAAUAAAGAAAAUUGUCGAUACCUAUAAUAGAUGAAAA